CACGUGUGAAAGGCUCGGUUUUCGGCGGUGCAGGUCCGAGAUCGUCUCGUGUUUGUGUGUGUGUGUGUGUGUGUCGGUAGUUAUCGUUUAGCUCGUGUAGCUAACCUGCGUCAGUGGCAGAAGCUAACAGGCUAACUCACCUUGUUACAUGUGCAGGUACCGUUAGCGAGUUAUUAUUAGCCGCAUUAACCGGAUACCGAGGGGUGUUUUUAUAUGAGACAGACCGUGUGCAUUCACUAUUAACCGAUGGCUGUGUUUGUACGUUAAUAUAACGAUGUGAAUAAUGUUAUUUAAUGUUAGAUUGACUGCGGAGGGUUUUUUCUGUUCGGUAGUUGUUUGGCCCAGUUUGUUAGCUUCCCGUACAGCUAGCAUAACGUUACGCUGCAAUAUAAAUACAUGAAUCUCCAGAAAUGUCGGGUUAAGAGAGGUUAUUUUUUUUUGUGUGGUACUUUGAUCUAAGUUCAGCUUUAGAUGCUCAAUGAUGGUUCUGGUGUCAGCAGCUGUGAUUCAGUCGCGUCUCUGAGUUGGACAAAGUCGAUUUCUAGGAUCCUGGCUUUGGUAAGGAAUUGAGAGCAUCUGGCCACCAACCAGACUGAAAGCUUUAACUGGAGACUAUGUCUUAUCUCUGAGGAUGGGAGGAAGUGGAUCCAAAGCCAAAGGUGUCUGGCCUUUCUCAGGCAGUGGAUCUGGAGGAGAUUCAGCCAGUGAUGGGAACGAGCAGUCUUUGGCCCGUAUGAAAGGUUCAAGAAAUGCAACACCGUUUGUUUUUACCAGGAGGAGUUCUUUGUACUACGACGAGGACGGUGACCUUGCCCAUGAAUUCUAUGAAGAGACAGUGGUGACAAAAAAUGGCAGAAAAAAGUCCAAGUUGAAGAGGAUUCAGAAAAAUCUGAUUCCACAGGGAAUUGUGAAGCUCGACCACCCCUGUAUUCAUGUGGAUUUCCCCAUCGUCCUCUGUGAGGUGUGAAAAGUUGCACAGGACUGAUGUACUAUGAAUUGCAGCCACAGGUACUUGUCUUGGAGCGAAGUCUUGUUCCAGUCUCCAGGUGUUACAGUCAAGACCGGAACUGUGGUCUGGAGAGCAAAAGGAAAAUUCAAACUUUCAUAUUAAACUGAUAUAUUGAAUGAAAUGUUAUACAUUUGAAUUCAACUAUAAUCAGAGGGUGCCCCUAUUCACAAAAAAAAAAUCCAUAUUUUGGUAUUCACAAAAGUAGUGAUGGUACAGGUUGUGUUUCCACUACCCAGCUGACAUGUAAGCAGUCUUAGAGAAUACAUCAAAUGAAGUCGUAUUUCUCUUGUGAGUUUUUUGCAGGGAAAAACAUCCUCGAUGUGAAAAGGCUUUAAUGGUUCACGCCUUCUGUGAGACGUAGAGUGAAACUGUACGUGUCUUUGUAUAUGUACAUGUGUGCACUUAGGUUUGUUGGGAGUGAAUGUGUGUGAGAGGGGCUGAAGAUGAAGUUACAGUGUAGAAUAAUGAAGGAUUGUGACAUUUAUUGUAUAUAUGGUCAUGUUCUGUGUUGUCACGUCUGAGUAUGUCUCAGUUACCGAAGCUCAGACCUGCACUAGUGAACAUAAUGUACUGUAAAUAAUUUCAGAUUUCUUAGUUGGAAAUACUUGAAUAAAUGGUUUACUGAGCUGAA
Messenger RNA from Dicentrarchus labrax (European seabass), 1640 nucleotides. RefSeq names its product tumor suppressor 2, mitochondrial calcium regulator a (gene tusc2a). Gene Ontology annotation, cellular component: mitochondrion. NCBI's taxonomy places the organism in Eukaryota, Metazoa, Chordata, Actinopteri, Moronidae. Gene Ontology annotation, biological process: regulation of mitochondrial membrane potential; inflammatory response. The record is from RefSeq and is a predicted model, not a curated record. The transcript has 4 exons. The coding region runs from base 632 to 967 and encodes 111 amino acids.